Aspergillus tubingensis is the source of this 756-nucleotide messenger RNA. Its product is annotated as peptide alpha-N-acetyltransferase complex A subunit ARD1. Gene Ontology annotation, cellular component: NatA complex. NCBI's taxonomy places the organism in Eukaryota, Fungi, Ascomycota, Eurotiomycetes, Eurotiales, Aspergillaceae. The coding region runs from base 1 to 756 and encodes 251 amino acids. The transcript is spliced from 2 exons. Gene Ontology annotation, biological process: N-terminal peptidyl-glutamic acid acetylation. The record is from RefSeq and is a predicted model, not a curated record. Gene Ontology annotation, molecular function: protein-N-terminal-glutamate acetyltransferase activity; protein N-terminal-serine acetyltransferase activity.
AUGGUCGACAUCCUCCCCCUCAGCAGCUACCCCUCCUACAUCGACCUCCUACCCUCGAUCCAAACCUGCAACAUCACGAACCUCCCCGAGAACUACUUUCUAAAAUACUACCUGUACCAUGCACUGACCUGGCCCCAACUAUCCUUCGUGGCCGUGGUUCGGCCCAAGAACGGCUACAGCAAGUAUACCACCGAGAAUGGACAAGGAGCCGGCAGCGCCGCAGAACAAUACCCCAAGGUAGUGGGAUACGUGUUGGCAAAGAUGGAGGAGGAGCCGACGGAUGGGGUGCCGCAUGGACAUAUCACGAGUAUUUCUGUGAUGAGGACGCAUAGACGCCUGGGGAUUGCGGAGAGGUUGAUGAGGAUGUCUCAACGCGCAAUGGCCGAAUGCCACCGCGCACAAUACGUGUCCCUGCACGUGCGCGUAUCCAACAAAGCGGCGCUGCAUCUUUACCGCGAUACUCUCGGAUUCCAGGUCGAUAGUGUGGAGAGCAAGUACUAUGCGGAUGGGGAGGAUGCGUAUGCGAUGCGCAUGGAUCUCUCGGGCAUGUUUAUCAAUUGGGCGGAGAUUGAGCGGAAGGAUCGCGAGCGGGCGGAGAAAGAUGAGAAGGAUGCCGAUGAGGGUGAUGAGGUGGGUGAGUUGGGGAAGAAGGAGGAGAAGGAGAGUACUGAGAAGAUGGUUAAGGUGAAGGUUGGGCGUGGGUUGGGUGUUGGGGAUUUGGUUGAGAAGAAUGAGGCGCAGGCUUCUUCUCAGUAA